AUGAAGCUUCUCACAAAGGAAGAGGAGAAUGCUCAUUACAGCGCCGUCCUUCGAGGUGGCACCCUAGGCACCGUCACCGGUCUCAUAGGAGGUGCUGCCGCCGUCCUGGCCGCAUCCAAGCGUUUCCCAACCAUCCAGAACCUUACUCUGCCCAUGAAAGCCUUCCUCGUCACAUCCUCCGGCACCUUCGUCGGCAUCAUUGCUGCUGACCACGCCUCCCGCUCCUAUGAAGCCUCCACGCACAGUGAACAUCAGUUUCUCGGCGAGCGGGAGGCUCGUCUGCGCCAGGAAGAGCUGGCAUCCAUGUCCGCAACAGAACGCAUGUGGGACUUCAUCCGCAAGGAGAAAUAUAAGCUCAUCACCGUGUCUUGGGUGGCUAGUAUGGUAGCAUCGUGGAUGUUGGUUAGCAGGAAUCCCACUUUGACUAAGGGGCAGAAGAUUGUGCAGGCUCGUGUGUAUGCGCAGGGCCUGACGGUGGCCGUCAUGGCGGGCACUGCUGCUAUGGAGAUUAGUGAUCAGCGAAAAGGGAGGGGGUUGCUGGAUAAGAUGAAGGAGAAGCAGGCGAAGACGAAAGAGGAGGAGAAGAAGAAGAGGCGGAAGGAGCGGUAUCAGGGGGAGGAAUUGUGGAAGGAUAUGGUUGAUGCUGAGGAAGAGAGGAUGAAGGCGAGAGAUGCUAGAAAGCAGGCGGAGUCGAACGCAGAGAAAUAA
Molecule: messenger RNA, 708 nt
Organism: Paracoccidioides lutzii Pb01
Product: mitochondrial hypoxia responsive domain-containing protein
Exons: 2
Coding region: 1-708 (235 amino acids)
Biological process (GO): mitochondrial respiratory chain complex IV assembly
Cellular component (GO): mitochondrial inner membrane
Source: RefSeq, a predicted model, not a curated record